This is a messenger RNA of Hypomesus transpacificus, 5535 nucleotides long. It is a transcript of the gene slc39a5, whose product is annotated as solute carrier family 39 member 5. Bases 1051 to 2745 code for a protein of 564 amino acids. The transcript has 13 exons. Gene Ontology annotation, biological process: BMP signaling pathway; zinc ion import across plasma membrane; intracellular zinc ion homeostasis. The record is from RefSeq and is a predicted model, not a curated record. NCBI's taxonomy places the organism in Eukaryota, Metazoa, Chordata, Actinopteri, Osmeriformes, Osmeridae. Gene Ontology annotation, cellular component: membrane. Gene Ontology annotation, molecular function: zinc ion transmembrane transporter activity.
GAAAUAGAAAAACAUCAGCAUCAACACAACAGCAUCUCUCCAUCAAUAAGAAAUGAAUCCAGGGAGGGGUUUUGUCAAAUACACUUAUGGUAGAGUAGCCAAAAAUGCAUUAGCCCACUAUCACUUUCACUAAUCUGAAACCAUUAGCAUUGUGAGUGGCUGACAUAAUAAACCUAAAAAACAAAUAAUGAUUGUGAUUGCAUUAUGUGGGGGAGCACCCUAAGGCCUAAUUACAAUCAUCCAAAGAAAAAAGGCCUCCAUUUUUCUGCAACAGUUUACAAUCUUCUGCAUGAGUGGGAGGCAGGAAGCAAUGCUGUUUGAUCCGUUAUCAUUUUAAUCCUAAAGUAAAUCCAAAAUCUAAAAGUGGAAAGCUGUAGAUACAGAAACAGGCUAGAUCAGAUUACUCCAAAGUGAGGUAUAUCUGUUACUCAUGUCACAUUUCCAAUCACAGAACAAGGUUCUCGCAGACCUAUGCAUUCUUUUGGCAGCACAGUUUCCUGUAACACUGCUUGAACAAGUAUUGGACAGUCAAUAGUGCAAUAUAGUAUUUACAUACAGUCUUAGGAUAUUAGAUUCGUCUUGGGCAUUGUCUAAUUAAAAUAUGGCAAGCUGUCUAGAUUCCACAAGGAAGAUAGAUUGUUGUCCCUUUCGAAUGGUGAGCUCAUUUAGCUAGUUAAAUGUGUGAAAGAUGUAGGUUAAGGUUUGAUUGUUAUUUAACAUAGCUUGCUACAUAAACAAUAUGCGGUGUCGAAUUGAAAAGCACAAAUAAUUCAGAUUUACGCACUACUAGUAAACAUAUCUGGAACUGAAAGCCUACUGUAAUUAGCUACAACCAUGGACUGAGCCAGCCUGUCGAGGGAGAGGAGUAACACAUUAUACUUAGCUAGCCUAUAUGGCUGUGUAAUUUACACACACCUAUUGCCCCUCGUCUGAGAAACUGGAUAUUCAAAACCUCUUCAACCUUCAGUCUUACAAUCUCAAAGCAAGUAGGCUACACACACGGACAGCUCUCCCCUGGACAAUACUGAAUUGUUUUCCAAGCUUUGGAUUAUGAUCUGCUUUAUGCUGACCAUUGCAAUGUACAUCUGUGUGGCAUUGCUUGAGGUUGAAGCAGAGGAAAUCAGUCAUGUCAUGGAUAUACAACCACAGAAUAAUAUCGUGGAAAAUAAUUUAAAUGGAAGCCAACACGAGGUGACAAGUUCUGAACAUUUCCAAGCAGCUUUUGAGGAACAGGGCUACUACUUGCAUCGAUUGUUCAAGCAGUAUGGAGAGAAUGGAACUCUAUCAUAUGGAGGGCUGCACAAGUUACUUGGCAGCCUUGGGCUAGGGGAGGUCAGUGUUUUGGAGAUCAGCCACCAUGGACUGAAGCAAAAUACAUUAGACUACUCUCAGCCUCACUCACACAGCCUCAACCAGGGUCGCAACAUCCCUAUCUCAAAUUUGAAUUCGUCAUUUCCAUUCGCAAACAUAGCCAGUAGCCCACUGUCUAGGAGACUGGAUCUUGAUGGAUCUAAAGAGAGUACCACCUCUGCCAGAGUGAUGGAAGAUCCAUGGUCACACUCAAACCCUGCAUCUACCACAAGAAAUGAACAGCUUGAAUCAAUGGUGUCUAAUCACUCUACCCAGACACACUUCCAUGGGAAUUGUCUGAAUGUCACUCAGCUUUUGUGGAAUUUUGGUCUGGGGAGGGCGUCCCACAUCACCCCUGCACACUUCAGCUUCCUGUGCCCAGCCCUUCUGUAUCAGAUAGACAGCAGAGUUUGUAUACACCACUCGGACGCCAAUGGAACCCAGACAGACAGUAAUGUCACAUUUCUCAAAGCUCUGGGUUGGAGCUCCUUGGCUCUGGUUCUGAUCAGUCUCCCGUCUUUCCUGGCAUUAAGCCUGGUGCCCCUUCUGCCUCCCUCCCAUCUACGCACCCUUUUUUGCCCAAUGGCUGCAAUGGCUGUGGGGACACUGUGUGGGGAUGCCCUGCUGCAUCUCUUGCCUCAUGCCAAUACAACACCCCAUUCUGAUGAGUGGGACCCCAUACUGAAGGGCCUGAGCGUGUUGGGAGGACUCUACCUCCUCUUCAUUAUUGAAAGCAUUCUGGGACUACUGAACCACUACAAGAUAUCCAGUAAAAAAAGGAAGGGGAACAUCGAUAUUGAUCCAGAGAGGCAGCUUAGUCCCCUGAAUAGUCUCAGUGUCCCAGAGCAAACUCAACCUUCUGAGCACAGUCAUCAUGGCCACUCACACAGCCUGCCUGACCAGGAGCAUGCUGGGAUAGGAAGCUUGGUGUGGAUGGUGGUGAUGGGAGAUGGGAUUCACAACCUUACUGAUGGACUGGCAAUUGGUGCAGCUUUCUCUCAUAGUCUAACUGGAGGUCUGAGCACCACCAUUGCUGUAUUCUGCCAUGAGCUUCCUCACGAGCUAGGUGACCUGGCUGUUUUGCUAGGAGCGGGAUGGCCUGUACGCAGGCUUGCUCUCUUCAGUUUCUUAUCGACACUGCUGGGCUUUGUUGGCCUGCUGACAGGCACUCUUCUGGGCCACAACUCUCCCUGGGUCCUAACCUUCACUGCUGGAGUCUUCCUCUAUGUGGCCCUCGUUGACAUGAUGCCAAAGAUGCUCCAUGGUGAUCCGGGUCAGAUGGGUCCCCUGACUCGCUUUCUACUGCAGAACCUUGGUCUGCUGACUGGGGGCUCAGUCAUGCUCUGCAUAGCUUUAUUUGAAGAUAAUAUUGCAGUCAACCUGGGAGAGGGCUGAAUCAAUGGAGAUGUUUGAGUGAAUCAGCUUAAAAACCAGAAGACAAGAUCAACACAUUUAACUCAACAGGUGUAAACAGCCAGUAUUCAUGAAGUUUGAUCUGAUAGACCGCAACGUGAGAUAAUGGUUGUGACAGUCCUUCGAACUAAAGGCUACAAACAAAUGAAUUGUGAUGGCGUCAGUCUGCAAACAGCUUUUUAGAGCUAUGCAAGGCUGUGUGAACAUGGAUGAACCUACCUGACAGGAUCACAUCCUUUGGACAUCUGAUGUAUUUAGUCUUUUCGUAAAUGCAGUCCAACUCGGACACCUUUUUAGUGUUUAUACAAAAAAUUUACGACCAUCAAAUUAGAUGAACAAUUUUCAUUAUUUAAAAUGUAUGUUGAGGGAAAUAACUUUAUUUCAGUAUCAUGUACAAUAUUAUAGUACAGGUUCCCUUGUGACUCCCAUUUCAUUCUCAGUCUCAGUAUCUCAGACUCUGUUUUUGCAAUGUAAAUGUAGUAAAAUAAUGUGGUUCAAUAUGAUGGUAAUAAGUCACUCAUGAAUACUUAGCAAUAGCACUUUAUUGAACACAAACAACCCUAAGCCACAAUACUGAAAGACAAGACCAAAUGGCUGCAGCAAACAUUGUAUAAAAUAGAAUUAGGUUUAAUGUCAUUAAGUCAUUAAAUUCUUUCUUUUUUUUCUUCUUCUUUUAAUGUCAGAAAGACAGAUGCAGGUUUUUCCAAAACUGUGAAUGAUCAUACACAUAUCUGUAGCAUUUUGUAACAAAUUAUCAUUCACAUGUUCACACAAAGGAAUAACAAGGCAAAGUGCUUUCAGGAUUGCAUUGUCAAACAAAGUAAUGAAUGGCUUGAGGUUUAGGCGAAGAGUGGGUGGAAGCCAUAGGGUAGACUGUUCCUGUCCUCAUCUGGGAAUGGGAGAGCCUGCCUACAGAAGUGUGCCUUAGUGAACUAACUAUAAAACUAUGGUUGACAUUGAUAUAGGGUCAUCGGUAAUAAGAUAGAGAAUAUAUGCAUUUGGAACCAGGCUGAGGAUGGGUUGGGGGUUGUCUGGUCGGACACCGCAAACCUUUCACCGUGUCCCAAAUCCAUAGACAUUUUUUUAAUUAAAGCAGGAAUUAUACGGGCAGUUGGGAGACAUUUUGUUAUAAAAAUUGUUUUGGAGUGAUGAUUUUGAAGGCAUAUGGUUUUAGGGGAUACUAUUCACCCUAUUAUCACAUCCAUAACACACCUCAAAACCAGCUCAAAUCAUAGGCUAGACCUUAAGACAGGUGUUGAUGUACACUAGCUGUAUGCAAGAACUAACCCAACAAACACCCAUAUUCUAUGAAGCUGUAAACUUUUGAGAUAUUCUUUAGGGCACAACAAGGAAUAUUGGUUAUGCAAAAGAAGUCUAAAAGGGAUGGGCAAUGUUAAAUAAGGAGGAAAAAUAUGGUUUUGGCCAUGCAUCAAAUGUUAAAGGGGAGAGACGCUCAUCAUAGAACAGAGUCUGGCUUCACAUUCCAGUGGUAUUUUGUUGUAUAAAUGCUUUUCAUAAAUAAUUUCACGUCAAUUAGACACAUUUACAUACAGUACAGUCAAGCACACUUCAUUAUGUAUAAUUAUCAUUGUUCAUGAUAAACUCUAAUCCCAUAAUGUAUAGGCUAUAUUUGUUUUCUGUCAAACAGGUGGAAACACUAACUAAUUCAACACACAAAGCUGCAAAACAAGGAGGUAGGAGAAAUGCUACUGAUGAAAACAGCAUGAAAUCCAAACAUUAUCGUUAAAAACUAAUAUUUUCAUUAGCACUAUAUGAAUUUGAAGAAUCUAUAUUUCCAUUUUCUGAUUUCUAAAAGGAGUUAUAUCAUUGGUCCGGUUGUCAUCUCAGGUUGAGACCAUGCUGGUGAUCGCAUUGUCUCCUCCACACACAGUAGAAUAUAAUUUGCAGAUGUGUAAAUGAGGUAAUCAAGUGAAAUAAGGAACCCUGUCAUUGGCACACAUUCAUAUAUGCCAAGCAUUAAAAGGACAGUACACUCACUAGCAAUAGUUUUUAUCCCAAGGAUCUAGAUGAAAUAUGUUUUGGAAUGUUUGGACACGCCAAAUAAUUCUUUUUUUUGUUCCUUUUCCAUUCAAGGUGCAUUGUGAAAAAAUAGAUUGUAACUGAUCACAUGCCCUGACUCAAAGUCCCCCUGAGGAGGACUCUAGUAUUUACACAGAUAAGACAACCAUCAUGACAUUCGCGGUAUUCAUCUGUAAUCCUUAUCAGUUUAGUCUGCUGGAAAUAGGAUGACCAAUAGCAGACCAAUGCGUGUAUCAGUCCAGUUCAAAGGGGAUUGUUAAUAGCAAGUUUCAAUUAAGGAUAAACAUUUAUAGUGCCACCAAGUUAACAAUGGGACAAAAAUGUCAAAGCAUCCGUCCAUUUGGAUCCAUCAUCAAACACACAAACCAUGCCUCUAAUGGCUGCUGCCACUCAAGUGAUAUUUGACCCCAAUCCACAGAUACUAGCCUUUCAAUGCAAUUUCAUCUACUAAAUGUGUAUUGGACCUCAUCCCUUGUAAUCUCAUCCCUUAGCUAUUGCCAUUUUGAUUUUGGGAAUAGGGAGAUGUUUAGUAUGAGAUUACAUCUUCAGGUGAAGAAGAGGGCAUAUAGUUUACCUAAUGAAACAUAGAUAAGAGAGGUUAUUGCACUUAUAUAUUAUGUCCAUUUCAAAAGGUCAGCCCAUGAGGAUGAUUCAUGCCUUAAUGCCAUUAUAAGACAACUUGUUACAUUGCUUCUAUAGAUAGUAUGAUAACACUGUUAACACAGCACACAC